Molecule: messenger RNA, 7041 nt
Organism: Oryctolagus cuniculus (rabbit)
Lineage: Eukaryota; Metazoa; Chordata; Mammalia; Lagomorpha; Leporidae
Gene: ACTRT3
Product: actin related protein T3
Source: RefSeq, a predicted model, not a curated record
AAACACCGCGAAACGUGAAAACAACCGCAUGUCCAACCGAACUGUUUCCAAAGUGUGAAUCUGCGUACGAAAUCCCCGUGUGCUGCGGUAGACACCAGGCACCUGCUGACUUCGUUCCCUUGAGCACUCUUUCUUCCCGAGACCGAAGCGUUUCCAUUAUGGGUCCUUCCCCUGCGAGGCGCUUCCCAGUCCCGAGGGCGAGCUGCGGGCAGCGUCCAGCGCCGCCGCUCGGAUUCGGCCCUUCACCGAGGGACGCCUGAAUGACUCGGGCAUUUCCUCCUCGCGCUUCCGAAGAGGUUCCAGUUUGCGCGCCUGUUUGAAAACCCGCCAAAGGGUGUGCAAAAUCAGAGGCUUUGGGACAAGCAGUGUGGUUUUUUUUUUUUUUUUCCUUUCUUCUCCUGAGCUUCCCGCGACCUAAAAGGAUCUCACUUGUCUGCAAAGGGGGAGGGAGACUCGUCCUUGGGAUUAAAGCUCAAGGCUAGGGAAUGAGAAUGAGUUUUCGGAUGACAGCGGGGAAUUUAAUGCAACGUGAGAGGUCUACCAUUUGACUUGCGUACAUUUCGGUUACGAAUGAAAGGAAAGAUGUUCCCCGCUUCCCCGCACACUGUCUAAUCUCAUUCCUUCUCGGUUCUCCAGGCUCCCCGCAGGCCCCGGGACGUUCGGACACCUGUGAAGCAGAAUUCAAUGGCUGAGGGAAAUGAAACUGUUUUCGCGGCUCUGCGGGGUGUGCGGGAGGUGCACUCGUGAAGAGUGAGAUUCGUUUCCUGGGAAGGAAAGUGGGAUUUUCCUGAUCACGAUAUUCCCGCACUGGGGGGCUGGGGUGGCUGCACUGGGCGCUCCCGACCCAGGGCCUGCGCUCGGGCCCAGGCUGCCUCAGGCCGUGAAGGGCCUCUGUGACGCGGCAUUCCAGGCCGAGGGACCCCCGAGCCCGCAGACUGAGCGGCCUGGCGGCCGGGGCGGCGGCGGCAUGAACUAUGAGCACCUUCCCGUGGUGAUCGACAAUGGCUCGGGGGUGAUCAAGGCGGGUAUGGCCGGGAGCCGCGAGCCCCAGUUUGUCUACCCCAACAUUGUGGGCCGCGCCAAGGGCCAGAACUGGGCGGUCGAGGGCGCGCAAGAGCUGUGCGUGGGCGACCAGGCGCAGGACCGGAGAAGCUCGCUGUCCAUCAGCUACCCGGUGGAGCGCGGUCUCAUCACUUCCUGGGGGGACAUGGAGAUCAUGUGGAAGCACAUCUACGACGCCAACCUGAAGCUCAAACCCUGCGAGGGCCCAGUCCUGAUCACGGAGCCGGCUCUGAACCCCUUGGCCAGCCGACAGCGCAUCGCCGAGGUGUUUUUUGAGCACCUAGAUGUGCCUGCCUUCUACAUGUCCAUCCAGGCUGUGCUGGCUCUCUUUGCUGCUGGCUUCACUACUGGCUUUGUGCUGAAUUCAGGCGCCGGGGCUACCCAGUGUGUGCCCAUCUUUGAGGGCUACUGUCUGCCUCAUGGUGUCCAGCAGCUGGAUCUGGCAGGCCUCGACCUCACCAGCUACCUCAUGAUGCUCUUGAAAGACCAUGGGAUCAUGCUGCUCAGUGCUGCAGACAGAAAGGUGGUCGCAGACAUUAAGGAGACCACCUGUUAUGUAGCAAUGAACUAUGAAGAGGAAAUGGCCAAGAAACCUGAGAGUAUAGAGAAAGUUUACCAACUCCCCGAUGGGAAGAUGAUCAAGCUUCAUGAGCAGCUCUUUCGUUGUCCAGAGGCCCUCUUCUGUCCAAGUUUCAUGAACGUGGAUGGCCCUGGCAUUGAUAAGAUGUGCUUCAGCAGCAUAAUGAAAUGCGAUACAGAGCUGAGAAAUUCCUUCUUCUCCAAUAUUAUCCUUUCUGGGGGAUCAACCUCUUUCCCUGGCUUAGACAAGCGGCUGGUUAAGGAUAUAGCAAAGGUGGCACCCGCCAACACGCCAGUACAGGUUACAGCUCCCCCAGAAAGGAAAAUAUCAGUGUGGAUGGGAGGUUCUAUUCUUGCAUCCCUGUCUGCCUUCCAGGACAUGUGGAUCACUGCUGCAGAAUUUAAAGAAGUGGGGCCCAACAUAGUACACCAAAGAUGCUUCUGAAAUGCAGAUAAAAUGGUUAGAAAAAAAUGUUUUUUGUAUAUGUGACAGAAAACUUUCGCUAUUAUGUUUCUGGGAGAACAGAAAAUAUUUCAGUGAUUGGGAUGCCCAUGUCUUUGUUGCAUUUCUAUAAAUAGGGUAAAUAAUAAUGGUGAGAUACUCAAACAACACAUGUUGAGUAGAACAAAGUUAAAUGCUAUGCAUUUAUUUAUUUACUUGCAAGACAGACACACAAAGAGGGUGAGACAGAGACAGAGCUCUUCCAUCUGCUAGCUCCAUCUCUAAUUGCCUUUAACAGCCAGGCCCAGGAGCUUCAUUCUAGUCUCCUACCUUGGUAGCAGGGCCCAAGGACUUAGAUCAUCUUCUGAUGCCUCCCAGGUGCGUUAGCCAAAGGCUGAAUCCAAAGUGCAGAGUAGGCGGUACUGGAAGAGCACUCCAAUAUGAGAUGUGGGCAUCCCAGGCAGCUACUUAACCCAUUGUACCACAAUGCCUGCCCCUUGAAACACUAUUCUUGACCUCGAAGAGCUUAUAUUUCCUUAAAAGAGAGGGCAAUUGAGGUACAAUGUGCUGUGUGUCCAAUGAGUGCUGUAAGAUGAAAGUUUUUUGAAGAAGGGAAGUAAAGGAGGUUGCUGUGCUGCUACGGGUGGCAUUAGGGUGGGUGGGGAAAAAGAAGGCAGAUAUCCAGGCAAGCACAAUGAGAUGAGAAAGGAACCUGUGAUGAAAAUGGACAAAGUGUAUUCAAGGCAUGCUGAAUAGACUUAUUAUGUUACAAUGAAGAGCGCGUAUGCAAUGGUGUGAGUUAUGAGUAGGGAAGCAAUUGAAAAAAAGAUUUAUUUAUUGGAAAGCCAGAGUUAGAGAGAGAGAGAGAGAGAGAGAACUAACUUCCAUCUGCUGGCUCACUCCCCAAAUGGCCACAACAGGUGUGGCUGGGCCGGGCCCAAACCAGUAGCCAGGAACUCCAUCCAGGUCUCCCAUGUGGGUGGCAGGGGUCCAAAGACCACUGCCUUCCCAGGCACAUUGACAAGGAGCUGGAUCAGCAGCAGAGUAGCAGGGAGCUGCUUAUAUGGGAUUCCGACAUCAAGGGUGGCUUAACCUACUGCACUAUUAUGCCAGCCCCACGAAGGCAAAUUAAGGCCAGGGACUGAAAGGCUUUAUGUGCUAAAUGUCCUAUAGCCAAAGGGGAUCAAUUAAAGAUUUAGAAGCAGUAGACACAGGAAUGUUAAGGUAAAUGUGGAAGUGAUUUGGAGAAUAAAUUGGAAAGAGCCUUGAUGAUUUCGUAGUUAGGAAAUUGUUAGAAAUAAAGUAGCCAAGUCUUGUGCUCCAGACUAUCAGCAAUAGGAAAAAGAAGAAAUUAUGAAAAACUGACAAGACUCCAUGACGUGAAAGGGAAAGUUGGGACUGAGAUGUUCUGGAUAGCUAGAGAAUGGUGGUAUUACUGAUAUAACUCAAAGUAUUUAGUGUUUGCUCUAUGCAAGGUACUGUGCUAAGCGCAAUGGGUGCUAAAUCAGGAGUAAGAUCUAAUCAUAAGAAACUGUCAGUCUAGUAGAAGAGAUGAAGAUCAUACCUAAAUGCCAGUGACACAAGGUAGAAAGUGGUUUAGUGACCUAAAAAAUAUAAAAUACUCUGUAGAUCUGUAAGAGGGUCUAGUACCAUCUGAAGAUCAAGUUAAAGAUUUUUCUAGUAGAUUUAGCUUUAGGUCUUUGUUUAAAGGACAGCUAGAAUUUAUUUUUUUUAAAGAUUAUUUAUUUGAAGUCAGAGUUACACAGAGAGAGAGAGGUCUUCCAUCUGAUGGUUCACUCACAACAGCCAGAGCCGCCGAUCGAUCCAAAGCCAGGAGCCAGGAGCCUCUUCUUGGUCUCCCACGUGGGUACAGGGGCCCAAGGAGUUGGGCUGUCUUCUACUGCUUUCCCAGGCCAUAGCAGAGAACUGGAUAGGAAGUGGAGCAGCCGGGUCUCGAACUGAGGCCCACAUGGGAUGCUGGCGCUUCAGGCCAGCGCGUUAACCCACUGCGCCGGCCCCAGGCCAGCUAGAAUUUAAACCCAAAGAAGUGCCUUUCCCUUUGUAUUUAGGGACAAUGAUUUGUAUGACUUAAGCAAGUUGUUUAAACAUUUUGAAGACAAAUCUCUUCAGUAAAAUGGGGUUUCCCAAUCUUGUCUGUCUCACAGGGUCACUGUGAAGGUGAGAUAAUGUACUUACAGGCACUUUCAAAAUGCAGUAUGUUGCCUUUGAGAAUUAGAGAAUUUACAGUUCUGGUCCACUUCCUCCAUGGCAUCCAGGUAUGCCUUUGUGUUGUCCAGUGGUGCAGUCAGGAGGUAUAGAAAUAUACAGAACCGACCAGAGAACUGCAGAGCCAGGGCGCCAAGACAAUAGGCAUGUACAAGUAGUAGGAAGAAACUGGGUUUGGCAUGAUUAAAACCUUUGUGAAGAAGUGCCCUUCAUUCCUUGAUUGUAAACAAGACUAGAUUGGGUAACUUGUAGGAAACAAGGGCGGUGGAAACAGCUGAUGCUAGUAGCAUCCCUAUAUUAACAAGCAUUGCAGAGGAUGAUCCUAACCCCUCUGUUUAAAGCAAUUUAAAGAAAAUAUAGCUCAUCAUAGCAUUUUAUACAUCAGUACCCCAGAGAGUGAGGCAAGAAAGGUGUUAUUCCCAUUUUAGAAGUUUACAUAUUGCGACUUGAAAUGGUUAAGAGAUAAAAGUUUAAAGUGAUACUGAAGUACCUUGCUCGGCUAGCCGGGCACAUGGCCUCUUGGGCAGUGAAUUGAUUAACUAGCUGGCAAUAUUCUUAUAGAUUCACUAAUAGUUCUUUCCCCUGCAGUAACUCGAGAUAGGGGGAAUAAAACGUGAACAUUCAGUUAUAGUUCCCUCGCUUUAAAAAUGGUUGCAAACUAACCCUCCCCCCUCUUAAAAAAGAUAUUUAUUUAUUUAUUUCAAAGAAUUACACAAAGAGAACAAAAGGCACAGAGAGAGAGAGAGAGGGAGGUCUUCCAUGUGCUGGUAUACUACCCAAUUGGCCGCAUAGGCCGCAGCUGUGCCUGUUGGAAGCCAGGGGCUUCCAGUUUCCUCCAGUUCUCCCAGGCGGGUGCAGGGCCCAGGCACUUGCUUGGACCACCUUUCACCGCUUUCCCAGGCCAUAGCAGGGAGCUGGAUCAGAAGUAGGUCAGCUGGGACUCUAACCGCACAGCACCUAUUUAUUUCAUUUUUAUCUGAAAGAGUUAGAGAGAGAGGUAGGGACAGAGAGAGGUGUUCUGUUUGCUGGUUCACUACCCCAGAGGGCCGCACCGGCAGGAGCUGCGCAGAUCCGAAGCCUGGAGCUUCUUCCAAGUCUCCCACUUGGGUGCAGGGGCCCAAGGACCGUGGUCAUCCUCUACUGCCUUCCAGGGCCACAGCAGGAAGCGGGACUGGAAGAGGAGCAGUCAGGACUAGAACCGGCGCCCAAAUGCCAGCGCUGCAGGCCAGGGAUUUAACGUUACCCCCUCCCCCCUUUUAACUUCUCACUUUUACUUCUCUGAGAUCAAGAACCAAUGGAGACAACCUCCCGCAGUUCACCCAAUCCAACAGAGGUUAAACGUUUAAGAUCAGCCGAACAGUUAUAAGCCACUUACAGUGUAAAACGUUUAAGAUCGGCCGACCGGUUAUAUGUAAAACCACUUACUCUGGACCUAAAAAAAAAAAAAAACCAUUUCUGGCGUAUUCUUUUUAGUCUUAAUGACUACAGUCAUUCAGACUUUAAAGCAAAGGCAAUGAUUGCAAAGCCUUUCUUUCCUAAGAAAAGGGAGAUUCCGUCCUUAAUAUUAAAACUAAGAAUGAAGUAGUAACAUAAUAAAGUCCAUCCUCUGCUUAAGAAGCUUAAGAAGCGAGAGUUCAGAGAAGGGGACGGGCGCCCAUUGGGCCGGGCGGGCACCUGGUUUCAUCAGGGCUGCCUGGGAAUCUAUUUUUACAAAGUCCUCCAACCAGUGUGGCAAGUAAAACUUGGAACCGCUGUUCUGUGUGGUCAUCUCUAAACAUUUUCCUACGAACUCCGUUUUCCUAUGAACUCCAUUUUCUUUGACGACAGUCAAGGCGCACCCGCCUCCGGUCCGUAAAGCGGCUCCACGCAGCUUCGCCUCUGGAACAGCCGGAAGAUCAGAUCUAGACGCCGGCUCGACGCGGGGGCGGGGCCGCGCUCGGCCUCGUGGCCGGAUACGGAGCUUUGGAAAACCUCGCGAUAGCCGGGGACGCUCGGCCUCGGCCAAUCCGCGCGCGCAGCGCCGCUCCCUUUAUAAGACGACUCCGGCCGGCGCGCGGCGGGCUGAGGAGGGUGGGCUCGGGAGGGGCCCGGUCAUUUCUCAUCUAACCCUAACUGAGCAGGGCGUAGGCGCCGCGCUUUUGUUUCCCCGCGCGCUGUUUUUCUCGCUGACUUUCAGCGCGUGGGAAAAGCCUUGGCCUACCGCCGUCCACCGUUCAUUUCGCAGUAAACAAAAAAUGUCAGCCGCUGGCCGGUUCGCCCUUCCCGGGGACCUGCGGUGGCUCGCCCGCCCGGCCCCCGUGCCCCGCCUGAGGCCGCGGUCGGCCCGGGGCUUCUCCGGAGGUGCCCAAUGCCGCCGCGAAGAGUUAGGCUCUGUCAGCCGCGGGUCCCUCGGGGGCCAAGGGCGAGGCGCAGGCCGUCUGGCCGCAGGGAGAGGAACGGAGCGGGUCCCCCAGCGUGGUGCGCUUCCCUGAGCUGUGGGACUUGCACCCGGGACUCGGCUCAAACACGCUACCUGCCGAGGCGCGCUGCAGUGUGCCUUCCCUCGUUAUCGAGGGUGUGUUUGUGGACCCCAAACGUGGCCGAUGGGGCCGUGGUGCGUGCACAUGGGAGCCGGGACGCACUUGCAAGGUUGGCCAGAUGAGUGGGCAGUGAGCCAAGGUUGCCAGCUACAGGUUGCUGAGUAUGUCUCACUCUCCCGCUUUUUGUUAGUAAAGUCUAGUUCGUGCUCUGCA